Messenger RNA from Heterostelium album PN500, 483 nucleotides. RefSeq lists its product as uncharacterized. The record is from RefSeq and is a predicted model, not a curated record. The transcript has a single exon. Bases 1 to 483 code for a protein of 160 amino acids. Lineage: Eukaryota; Evosea; Eumycetozoa; Acytosteliales; Acytosteliaceae.
AUGGGAAGUUCCUCCUCUAAAGCAGAUAUAACAAAAGGAAGAAAGGAUGAUGUCAGAGUUGAAGACAGAGAGAAAGAUGUAAGAAUUGUCGAAGUAUGGAUUGCUCGAAGAGAGUUAGACGGGAUUUUGAAUUUUGUUCAAAAAAUUCGUCGGUAUGUCAUCCUCAGACUCAGCAACGGACAAUAUGUUUGCUCUCAAAAGGAUACUCAGGGCUAUGUGUGGACAACCGUUUGGAAUUCAAUGAGAUCGGCGGCACUCUCAACUUGGACAAAUGAUAGUGUACCAUCUACCCAUGUUAGAACCUCAUGUUAUGGUGAUUGUAAUUUCUCUUGGCGAGAGUUUCAUGACUGUGUGCCAGUCGGUGAUGAAUUCAAUCUUUUCAAUGACCAUAGUGAGAGCUUUGAAGGAAGAAUUGUAAGAAUUCUAACAGGAAAAAAAGUUAGUUGGUUUCCAAUUGAAGAUGGUCCUACUUUUUAUCCAUAG